Molecule: messenger RNA, 645 nt
Organism: Acanthosepion pharaonis
Lineage: Eukaryota; Metazoa; Mollusca; Cephalopoda; Sepiida; Sepiidae
Source: the annotation of a GenBank genome assembly
AUGUCAACCAUCAAGCUAAAUUCACCAAGAGACAAAAAUGUACCGUAUGUACGAUUCAAUAAAAGAGAGUUUUCAUUUUUUAAAAUCAUUUUUCUAAAAUUAAUUCCGUUUAUUUUUGGGUACUGCUUCAUCUAUCUAUCUAUCUAUCUAUCUAUCUAUCUAUCUAUCUAUCUAUCUAUCUAUAAAUAUAAAAAGGCAAUAGGAAAACUUACUGUCACGUGUCAUGCUAUCUAUCUAUCUAUCUAUCUAUCUAUCUAUCUAUCUAUCUAUCUAUCUAUCUAUGUUCCAGUAAUUUACUAUCUAUCUAUCUAUCUAUCUAUCUAUCUAUCUAUCUAUCUAUCUAUCUAUCUAUAUAUAUAUAUAUAUAUAUAUAUACAUAUGCCAGGCUACCUAUCUAUCUAUCUAUCUAUCUAUCUAUCUAUCUAUCUAUCUAUCUAUCUAUCUAUCUAUCUGCCUGUCGUUGAGCUAGACGUCUAUUUUUAUCUGUUAUCUUACUUAGUUUACUUAGAAGAAAAUGUGCGGUAUCUAUCUAUCUAUCUAUUGUUAUACUUUAUCCCAACACGAUCUCUAACUUUCAUAAUCUAUCUAUCUAUCUAUCUAUCUAUCUAUCUAUCUAUCUAUCUAUCUAUCUGCCUACACACCUAA